AUGGAAACUGUGAAAGCUCUGGGAAGGGUUCGAGUGAGAGACACAAGAGAAGGACCCACUGCCCAGUCUAUGAUGGUAUUGUGUGAGUGCCGACAAGCCACUGACUCCACCCGUAUUCCCCCUGAAGUGACAAGGGGAGAAAAGAGUGAGCCCUGGUCAGUUAUCGUGAUCCAACCAAGAGAAAGUGCCUCUAAUACAGAUGCUGAAGGAUUCACUGAAAAGCUGACAAAGUUCCUGAUGGAGGAAGGGAAAACUUUUGGUGAUGUAAAAGCUUUAAUUACACCCCACAGUGCUGGUGAUAGUUCUCCUGAAUCAAUUAUACGUGCAAUGGGUGAAGUACUGGAAAGGACCGUAAAGCCAACAAGAGAUGGAAAUGCAUACCGACGACUUCGCACAUUUUCAGCUAUUGUUCCGACCCCAGUUGGAGAGGAAAACAUGGAUAAUUGGAUUGAUCAAGCAAGGCUCAUGAUAACUGAGUGUGACUGUACUGAAAAAGAAAAACGAUGCAGAAUCAUGGAAAGCCUUAAAGGACCAGCAAUGGAAAUAGUGAGAGCUGUUCGUUUCUCAAAUCCAGAAGCAGGUGCUUUAGAGUAUGUGGAAGCAUUAGAGAGUUCCUUUGGAUCUUCAGAGUCUGGUGAAUAUUUGUAUUUUAAGUUUCGACUUAUGCGUCAAAAUGCAGGGGAGGCAUUAUCAGAGUUUCUGAGGAGGAUUGACAAGGCUCUUAAAAAAGUGGUUGAAAGAGACGGCCUGUCUUUCAGAAUGGUCGAUAAAGUGCGAGUAGAACAACUCAUUCGAGGGGCAGUGAAUUCUGACCUUAUGUUGCUACAGUUGAGGCUUCGAGAACGUACAGUAUGCCCACCUUCUUUCCUGAGUCUGCUGAAGGAGAUACGUGAGGCAGAAGAGAGUGAAGCAUCUCGCCACAGAAUGUCAGCUAAAGCCAAAUCUAUACAGUAUUGUGAUGAAACCACAAGCACAUCUGUCAUUCAAGAACUCAAGGGUGAGAUUCAAGAGCUGCGUGCACACUUACAUGGUGUGAUGCACAAAACUGUUUCUACUUCUUCUUUGGUGGUUACACCCAGAGAGAAAUCUAACCUGAUGGAAAAAACAGAAGAUGUAGAAGAGUUAAAGAAACAAGUUCAGUACUUACAACAACAGCUGGCAGUUAUGAGUGUCAGUCCUUCUCAGGGCUCACUAGAUGUUACAGAACAACGACCGAAACCAUCACAGUCCACUUCAUCAUCAUUCAGCCGCAAGUCAGCCAGAACAAAAGAUGAUUAUUUCUGUUACAAAUGUGGACAAGAUGGUCAUAUUGCGACAAAAUGUCAAGCCCCACAAAAUUCAGACCAAGUAAUCCAGAAGCUAAUUCGUUCUUUGCGUCAAGCUAAGAGUUUGAAGUCCGAGGCUAAUGAAAGCAGAAAAACCCAGAACCAAGUUUGUUUCUCCAAAAAGAGUCAGACCGACAUAUACAAAGCCAGCAGUAUCCCACAAGGCCUAGUUGGACCAGCAUCAACAGUAGAAGUGACAAUUAAUGGACAUUUAUGUCAAGCACUGUUAGACAGUGGCUCGCAGGUGACAAUUGUGUUUGAGAGUUGGUACUCUAAGAAUUUAGAUUAUGUACCGAUUCACCCCUUGACUGGAUUAUCCAUAUGGGGCCUCAGUUCAUCCAGUUACCCUUAUAAAGGAUACAUAGUAGUGGAUGUCACUUUCCCUUUUUCAGUCAGUGGAGUGAAGGAGCCGCUGUCCAUCCUGGCUCUCGUAUGUCCUGAACCUCAAGGGCCAUCCCAGUUGCCAGUCAUAAUUGGAACAAACGCCAGUUUCUUCCAGCGCCUUGCUACUCUCCGUCAUGACGUAAAAGCUUCCAGCACUGCACAAGCUUUGAGAAUUCAUACUAACCUCCCUGAAAUCCAUCUGAAUCAGCAGACAUGUAACAAUACUUUAAUCGACCAGCCUGAGGGGAAAGUACGGUGGAUGGGACCCGGGAAGUGUGUAGUUCCAUCUAGAGGAGAAGUAUUGGCCAUCUGUAAAAUGGAGACUGAGAAACCCUUGAGAAAAGAAAUCUUUGUGGUAGACUCACCUGAAGAGGAUAAUCUUCCGGCUGGUACAUUCAUAACUCCCUUUGUGCUUCCCUCUUCCACCGUUCAAGAUAACAGUAUACAAGUGUUAGUCCAUAAUGAGACCUCAAAGGACAUAUCAAUUCCAUCGGGUACAGUAAUGGCCAAUGUGUACCUUACUGACACACUUACUGUUGGUUCUGGGGAAAAGAGCUCUCAAGUAAUUGAUCCAAGCCUGUUUAAAUUUGAAGAGUCAUCCAUCCCUGAGUUAUGGGAAAUGCGACUCCGUCAGAAGUUGGCAGUCAGAAGUGAUGUCUUUUCUACCAAUGAGUGGGAUGUGGGGUUAGCCAAAGGAGUUGAACAUAACAUUAGACUAACAGACACCAAACCUUUCAGAGAGCGCUCCAGACGCAUUGCUCCUGCAGACAUCGAGGAUGUGCGACGCCAUAUCAAAGAACUUUUAGAGGCUGGAAUAAUUACAGAAUCAAGAAGCCAGUAUGCAUCGCCUAUUGUAAUUGCACGGAAAAAGAGUGGAGCAGUUAGGAUGUGCAUUGACUACAGGACUCUAAAUGCUCGCACCCUCCCUGAUCAGUACACUACUCCCAGGAUCGAUGAUGCUCUGGACUGUUUGGCUGGCAGUAAGUGGUUUUCUGUGCUGGAUCUUCGCAGUGGAUAUUAUCAAAUAGCCAUGGCUGAGGAGGACAAAGAGAAGACAGCAUUUAUCUGUCCUUUAGGAUUUUUCCAGUUUGAACGGAUGCCUCAAGGGAUUACUGGAGCUCCAGCCACAUUUCAACGGCUAAUGGAAAAAGCUGUUGGUGACAUGCAUCUUCUUCAAGUAAUAGUCUACCUGGAUGACAUCAUUGUGUUUGGGCGAACUCUUGAAGAACAUGAAGAGAGACUAUUAAAAGUUUUAGAUCGGCUCAGAGAGUGUGGCCUCAAAGUUUCAAUUGACAAAUGCCAGUUUUGUCAGUCCCAAGUACGUUAUGUGGGGCACAUUGUGUCAGCUGCUGGAGUAUCACCUGACCCAGCCAAAGUUGAGGCGGUAACCCGUUGGAAAAUGCCCACUGAUCUGAAGUCACUGAGAUCCUUUCUCGGUUUCUGUGGAUUUUACCGACGAUUCAUAAAAGACUACUCAGCCAUUGUAAGGCCAUUAACAGAGCUCACUAAAGGGUACCCACCAACAUCUGGCCAAAUCCGAAAGACCGCAGAUGGCAGGAAAUAUUACAAAACGACUGAGCCCUUUGGAGAGCGUUGGGAUGACAACUGUACAGCAGCAUUUCGUAAGAUCAUUUAUUGUCUCACACAUGCCCCAGUACUUGCUUUUGCCGAUCCGAACAAAUCCUAUGUUCUUCAUGUGGAUGCUAGCCUUAAUGGUCUGGGAGCUGUUUUGAAUCAGGAGCAUCCUGGUGGACUUAGGCCAGUAGCCUACGCAAGCAGAAAGCUUAGUGCAUCUGAGUAG
This is a messenger RNA of Danio aesculapii, 3510 nucleotides long. RefSeq lists its product as uncharacterized. The record is from RefSeq and is a predicted model, not a curated record. NCBI's taxonomy places the organism in Eukaryota, Metazoa, Chordata, Actinopteri, Cypriniformes, Danionidae. The coding region runs from base 1 to 3510 and encodes 1169 amino acids. Gene Ontology annotation, biological process: proteolysis. The transcript has a single exon. Gene Ontology annotation, molecular function: zinc ion binding; nucleic acid binding; aspartic-type endopeptidase activity.